Messenger RNA from Fraxinus pennsylvanica, 1206 nucleotides. The record is from the annotation of a GenBank genome assembly. Lineage: Eukaryota; Viridiplantae; Streptophyta; Magnoliopsida; Lamiales; Oleaceae.
AUGGCGUUUCGAGUUAACGAUAGCAGUGGCACCGAUGAUGAUCAUCCACAGACACAAUAUGCUAGAGUUCCAGUGGGAGGUCGUGUAGCAGUAAAUGGAAGAUCUUUUGUAGGCCCAGAUCCAUAUCAAAGAAUGCCGAGUGAUAUGGAGUCUGAAAUCCAUAACCUGGAGCAAAUAGCAUAUGCUGCAGUCCUACAAGCUUUCAAAGCACAGUCUGAUGCCCUUACAUGGGAGAAGGAGGGUCUAAUAACAGAACUAAGGAAGGAGCUAAGGGUGUCAGAUGAUGAGCACAGAGAUCUACUUACCAAGGUCAAUGCAGAUGAUCUCAUUCGUAGAAUCAGGGAGUGGCGAGAAGCUGGUGGGAUUCGCAAUGCUGCAUUCAAUGUCCCUCAGCAUUUUAACGAUCAACUACCCAGUCCCACAGUGUCAGCAUCUCGCAAGAAGCAGAAGACACCCCAAUCAGGAAAUCCAUUCGGGAUGCCAUCUCAGUCAUUACACCUUCAGCCUGCUACCACACAGCCAUUGUCUACAGCUGGGAAAUGGGGACCUGCUUUAGUAAUGAGUGGCAGAAGACCCAAUUCCGGCCAGCAAGCUUCGACCCCAAAGCCCAUGCAAUAUCAGAUUAACAACCUUGGUUCUUCUGGUGCGCCUUCAACCAAUGACCUUGCCGAAAGUACACAUGAUCCGUUAAUUGGUAGGAGGGUGAUGAAGAGGUGGCAUGAAGACAACAACUUCUAUGAGGCUGUCAUAACCGAGUAUAAUCCUGAAGAUGGUCGCCAUUCUUUAGUUUACGAUAUCAAUACUCCAAAUUCAACAACGGAGCAGGUGCAUCUCAAAGAGAUUCCUCCGGGGGAUAUCAGAUGGGUGGGUGACGAUCCUGUAAUAUCUCGAUUGGGUGAGGCAGGUGGACAAGGCACUGUAGUUACCAUUCCGAGCACUGGAAGAGGGAGAGGUCCCUCUGGGAACCAAUUUACAACUGAAAUCCUGCCAUCACAAAACAGCACUAUGGAGGAUGAGGGAAAAUUUGAAAUUCUUGACACAGACAAAUUAAUAGAGAAGGUGGAGAGGGUGCUUGAUGCAAGUCAUCCUGAUGAACUUGAGAUUGAAAAGGCUAAGAAAAUGCUCAAGGAUCAUGAACGAUCACUGAUUGAGAUGAUUGGAAAACUUGCAGAUGUGUGUGAUAGUGAUGGAGAGCAUCCAUCCUAG